Messenger RNA from Hydra vulgaris (swiftwater hydra), 540 nucleotides. RefSeq lists its product as uncharacterized. Gene Ontology annotation, molecular function: DNA helicase activity. Lineage: Eukaryota; Metazoa; Cnidaria; Hydrozoa; Anthoathecata; Hydridae. The record is from RefSeq and is a predicted model, not a curated record. Gene Ontology annotation, biological process: telomere maintenance; DNA repair.
AUGAUAGAGGAUUUCAUUCAUCGCCAUAUCCUGUUUAUAUUAGCUGAACAAGCAAAUUUUCGUCAAAUCGUAAAGAUUAUUAAUCAAAGUGGUAAAACGCAAUCAAAUUAUAAUUUGCCUGUUGUUGAUGAACUCAUAGAUUUUUAUCAAGAAAAUUUAAAUGAUAAUGUACAGCAAUCAAUUGAAGAAGCUAAUAGAAUGAGACCGCUUCCAAAUGUCAAUCAAUUAAAUGUAAGUAAUGCUGUCCUUGCUGCAUUGAACGAGCAACCAAGUGUAGAAAAUCAACAUUCCAGAUUGUUUAUUAUGGAUGGACAAGCGGGUAGUGGCAAAACUUUUACAUAUAAUUAUUUGAUUGGUGAAACGAACAGUAGGGGUGUUAAACCUGCUACAGCUGCAUGGACUGGCAUAGCAGCAACUCUUUUAACAAAUGGGUCUACGCUGCACGGCUUAUUUAAACUUCCUGUCUUAAUACUGGAUAACAGCACAUGUAAUGUGAAACCUAACUCUAUUCAGAAAAAAUUUUUAAGGCAAGUUAACUAA